AUGGACGAGUCCCUGGCCCUGCUGCAGGAUGAACUCGACAUGGCGACGCAAUCGUUGUUGAACGUGUGUAUCACGCUGAAUGAAAACCCAUUGAUCCGCUACUUGAAUGUGCCAGGGAAAGUACUAGGGCCCCUCUCUGUGGAAGCCCAGGCUGAUACCGUCGAAGGCACCUUUGCCGCCGACGAUGCCCGUAAGGGACAAGACCAAGGCCGUGUACAGAUCGGCAUGCCAUUCACGCAGCAGCUUGCCCUACGUGUACAAGCAGCCCUGGAUGAAUAUACCAGCCAUGGACAAAUGCUCGGAGAUCCCGGGCGCCCACGGGGUGUGCUCUUUAUUACUGAUCGAACCAUGGACCUAUGGUCGCCAUUUUUGCACGAAUUUACAUAUCAGGCGAUGGUGUACGACCUCGUUGAAAUUCGAGACGGCAAAUACAAGCACUCGUUCCAGAACGCGGAGGGCGAGCGGGAAGAAAUUGACGUCGAGCUCAAUGACGAAGACGAUGUGUGGACAAGAAUCCGACAUCUGCACAUUGCCGAGGCUAUUGAGUACCUCACGCGCGAGUUCAAGAGCCACAUGGGUGAAGCGAGUCAGUUUAAUGAUCAGCUCUCUAUCGAUGGUAUGCGCGAUAUGCUGGCGUCCCUGCCGCAAAUGCAGCAGACGAAGCAGCGUUUAUCGGUCCAUCUGACUCUGGCGCAGCUUUGCAUGGACAAGUUUGAAAAGAGCAAGCUAUCUGCUCAGGCCAUGGUAGAGCAGAACAGCGCCACGGGCCAGACGCCCGAAGGCACGCGGCCCAAGACGUUAAUCGAGGAGAUGGUGCCAUUGCUUGACGACCCUACGAUCAGCGGCUCCGACAAGGUCCGUAUCAUCGCUUUGUAUAUUCUCUUUUGCGAUGGUGUGCAUGAUGAGGACCGAAAACGGCUUUUCCAACACGCCCGCCUCACUGGCGGGGAGAUGGCCGCUGUCAACAACCUCGCUCACCUGAGUGCGCGUGUCGUUCGCGAAGCAUCUACGUCCAGUCUAGAUGCCAUCUUUAGAAAGCGACGCAAAACCCUCUCGCCUCGGCUUCCGGCGCCUGGACAGGCCGAAUACGAGCUUAGUCGGUUCCAACCAUUGAUUCGCACCAUGAUGGAGGACCAUAUGUUGAGCCGAUUGGACCAAUCCAUGUUCCCCUACGUACGCGACGCACCUCAAGAGUCGCGGGGCACACAACUUAUGAAUCAGUCCAUGUCCUUUAGCUUGAGUGCUCAAGAUUACGCCACUGGUCUUUUGCAUUCUGCCAUCAGCGCCACAGGUGGUAAGGACUCGCCGCUUGCCCGUGUCGGAUUUGGAUUUGACGGCUCAAGCUCGUCACGAUCUCAAGUUAUGCGUGCCGGCACGACAAGUUUGCGCAGUUCCAAGCCUACGUGGCAUCAAAAAGGCCGCUCGCAGUCCGUUACUUCCUUGGGCAGCGGUACGAUGGGUGCGGGCGGUACCAGCGCGACCAUGCGGACCGCAAGCUCCGUGUUGACAGAGAUGAGCAACCCAACUGCGCAGCGCAUGAUUGUAUUCAUGGCGGGCGGUAUGACCUACUCAGAGAUACGUGCAGCCUACCAGGUGGGCAAACGGAACAACACGGAAGUGUACUUGGGCUCAUCGCAUGUAUUCACCCCCACGGGCUUUAUUGACAGUCUCCGCAUCAUGGGUACGCCAAGGCAGCCCCCGCCUCCAGAUCUGCACGUGGAACAGCGUCGACAGGCGGAAAAGUACCAAGCGGAGUAUCUACAAGAGAUUAACAAGGGCAACAAGAAGGCAAAGCCGCCCCUACUCAAGAAGCCCAAGUAUCCCCAGGAGCUGCCCCCACAAGAACGGUGCCAGAAUCGGUGCCAGAGGUGA
Molecule: messenger RNA, 1872 nt
Organism: Malassezia sympodialis ATCC 42132
Lineage: Eukaryota; Fungi; Basidiomycota; Malasseziomycetes; Malasseziales; Malasseziaceae
Exons: 2
Coding region: 1-1872 (623 amino acids)
Source: RefSeq, a predicted model, not a curated record